Messenger RNA from Linum tenue, 1927 nucleotides. Lineage: Eukaryota; Viridiplantae; Streptophyta; Magnoliopsida; Malpighiales; Linaceae. The record is from the annotation of a GenBank genome assembly.
CCAAAACCAAACUGAAAAACAGAAUCACCACCUCCACCACCAUCAUCAAUUUUGCUCCUUUCUCCCUUUUUUCUCCUCUUUCGGCUGCCGGAGGAAGAGGGUUUCUUUCGGUAAUUUUGCUUACGCCCUCGCACCCCGUUUUUUCUCUAGCAGUCUCCUGAAUUCCCUCGCUGUCGCUUAUGCCAUUUCCCCCCAUUUCUAUCCCUCCUCCCUCUCACAAACUCACUCUUCCACCUCCUCCUGUUUGUUUCUCCGAUUGAUUGAUUGAAGAAACAGAAAGGAAAAAGAAAACCCAUAUCAUGGAUCAUAGAUUCGCUCCCUGCAUGAUCAUGAUGGAGCUCGACGAUGCUUAUUGAAAAUGUCAACAGAAGAAUAGAAUCUAACGGGGGGUUUUACUAAUCUGCUAUCGUUUUCAGAACCGCCUGCUGCUUUUGCUGUUGUUUGUUUUUUCUCUUCUUCUAUUACUCGUGUCAAUCAAGGGGAUAACUGCUGCGGAAGUUGAUUGUUGCUGAGUAGGUUGACGACGAUAUGGGUUAUCUCAAUUCGGUGCUCUCGUCUUCGAAUCAGGUUUAUGCGGAGGAUGGUCCUGUAAGCGGGGGUGGUCUCAGUCAGAAUGGAAAGUUCAGCUAUGGAUAUGCAAGCUCGCCAGGGAAAAGAUCUUCCAUGGAAGACUUUUACGAGACAAGAAUUGAUGGCGUUGACGGGGAGAUAGUUGGUCUUUUUGGAGUUUUUGAUGGUCAUGGAGGAGCACGAGCUGCUGAAUAUGUCAAACAAAACCUUUUCAGUAAUCUGAUCAACCACCCAAAGUUCAUUUCAGAUACCAAAUCUGCUAUAGCUGAUGCAUACAACCACACUGACUCGGAGUUCCUGAAAUCAGAAAUUACUCAGAAUAGGGAUGCUGGUUCAACUGCUUCCACAGCUAUCCUUGUUGGUGAUCGGUUGCUUGUUGCCAACGUCGGAGACUCUAGAGCUGUCAUAUGCCGGGGUGGAAAUGCUAUUGCUGUUUCUAGAGAUCACAAGCCUGACCAAACUGAUGAACGACAAAGGAUUGAAGAUGCUGGAGGAUUUGUAAUGUGGGCAGCUUUAAAAUCAAAAAUUGCAGGCACCUGGAGAGUUGGGGGCGUUCUUGCUGUGUCUCGGGCAUUUGGGGAUCGGCUCUUGAAGCAGUAUGUUGUUGCUGAUCCAGAAAUUCAGGAAGAGAAAGUUGACAGCUCCCUUGAAUUUCUCAUCCUUGCAAGCGAUGGAUUGUGGGACGUUGUAACUAAUGAGGAAGCUGUUGAGAUGACGAAACCCAUCGAGGACCCGGAGCAGGCGUCAAAGAGGCUGUUGCAUGAGGCAUACCAGAGAGGCAGUGCAGACAACAUCACAUGCGUCGUUGUUCGCUUCCUGGCCGCGUCUGUAUCUCAUGGUGGUGGUACCACCUCUCAAGGAAGCAACCCCCCUCAAGUCGGCAACAGCUCGCACUCACACCCCUGACCCAGACACAGACGAAGAAGGAAUGCAGUCGCUGGCUGCAUCGUUUCAGUUCAGUGGCGAGGUUAAGUUGUUGUAGCCUAGGGUUUGUGGAAACCGUGAAAUAUAUAAGUCGUAGUGUGUCCCUUUAUACAGACCAAAAAUGUUAAAAGGAGAUAGAAGCGAAACUCGGUCAACUCGCGGUCUCUAGGAGGUGUUCAUCAUGUGUAUUACAGCAUGCUUCACCCUCCUGGAUUUAGAACAGACAGAACAGCACCUGUGCAUGGGAGGUACUUUUCCUUUUUUUCCCCUUUUACCUUGCUAGACAAGAAAACUGUGAUCUGGGUCGUUGGGAGUAGUUGGCUAGGACCCCUGUUAAUUAUCGUUGUUUCCGUCCUUGGUUUCUUGAAUGAAUGUGUGGGUGGGAUGAUGGCUGUGUUAACAAAAAAGGUAAGCUGUGUGGCUGUGAAUGGUG